AUGCUAAAAAAAUACCUCUCUUCAUCUUCAUCUAAUGAAUAAAUAAACAACAAAUAGAUAGUAACUAAAAUAAGUAUAGAAAUAUAAUCAAAAAUUUAGAUCUAACUUAAAAAACAAUAGAUUAUGGUACUCCUAAAACUUAACUAAAUCUAGGAUUAAAUGAAAAUAGUCCUUCCGAUAAUCAAUAUACUUUCUAAUAACAAAUCCAUUCAAUUAAGCCUUAUUAACAUAAAUUACUCAGUAAUUAAGUCAAUUCAACUUAGAAAAAGAUGAUUCUCCUGCAUUAAGUGGUUCCCCAAUUUAAGACUUAGACAGAAUUAUUACAAAAAAGGAUGAUGAAACAUUUAAAUUUAGAUCAGCAUCCUAAAACUCUAAGAAAUUACAAUUCAAACCAUAAAGUAGUGAAAAGAAAUGUUCAUCUAAUGAAAAAAUUAAAGUUUUUGAUGUCUUUAAUUAAAGUCCAAGAAUGAAUAAAUAAUCCAACGCAUAAAUUACUACUAAAGAAAACUUAACAGUUUAAAUUCAAUAACAGAAAUACAGUUAACAAAAUCAACCUAAAAUGUCAUCUAAUAAUCUAAAUUAACAACAUAAGAAUAACGUAUUAUAAAAGAAAUCAUGUAAACCCCCAAUAUCAAGUAGAUUAAAUGAAUCAAGAGAUAUUCUAUAAUAUAUGAGAAAAUAUUCAACAAAUAAUAAAAAAAGUAUUCAUUUCUUAGAAGGAACAGGAACACAAAAACAUUCAUUUUUAUUUCAUUCUCCAUAACAUAAUGAAUCUGCUGCAUAUAGUUCCUCAGGGAAAAAUAAUAAUCAGGAUAUACAUAAUAAUCUUAAGUUCGACUCUGAUAAUCAUAACAAUGAAAAUAUUCUUGAAUUAUUAUUACUUUCAACUUAAGAACUUAACAACAAAUUUAAAAAUAAACAACUUGAAAGAAAUGAAUCAGAAGAUAAAAUACCUAUGAAAAUUAGAGUUAGAGCAGGAAGUAAAUUUCCAAAAGACUUCUUUUGA
Messenger RNA from Paramecium sonneborni, 1006 nucleotides. The record is from the annotation of a GenBank genome assembly. NCBI's taxonomy places the organism in Eukaryota, Ciliophora, Oligohymenophorea, Peniculida, Parameciidae.